AAUGGAUGAUGAAGAUUGUGAAAGAAGGAGGAUGGAGUGUUUAGAUGAAAUGUCCAAUCUUGAAAAGCAAUUUACAGACCUUAAAGAUCAGCUUUACAAAGAAAGAUUAAGCCAAGUGGAUGCAAAGCUACAAGAGGUCAUAGCCGGAAAAGCACCUGAAUAUUUAGAACCAUUGGCAGCUUUACAAGAAAAUAUGCAAAUCCGAACAAAGGUGGCAGGUAUCUAUAGAGAGCUUUGUCUGGAAUCUGUGAAGAACAAGUAUGAAUGUGAAAUUCAAGCCUCUCGACAGCACUGUGAGAGUGAAAAGCUUCUGUUGUAUGAUACUGUACAAAGUGAACUAGAAGAGAAGAUUAGAAGACUUGAAGAAGACAGGCAUAGCAUUGACAUUACCUCAGAAUUAUGGAAUGAUGAGCUACAGUCCAGGAAGAAAAGGAAGGAUCCAUUUAGUCCAGAUAAGAAGAAACCUGUUGUUGUAUCAGGCCCCUAUAUAGUUUAUAUGCUGCAAGACCUUGAUAUACUUGAAGACUGGACAACAAUAAGGAAGGCAAUGGCUACGCUGGGGCCACACAGAGUAAAGCCAGAACCACCUGUCAAAUUAGAAAAGCACCUACACAGUGCUAGGUCUGAAGAAGGAAGACUCUAUUAUGAUGGAGAGUGGUAUGGACGUGGACAGACGAUAUGCAUUGAUAAGAAAGAUGAAUGUCCUACAAGUGCCAUAAUUACAACAAUUAACCAUGAUGAAGUCUGGUUUAAAAGACCGGAUGGAAGCAAGUCCAAGCUGUAUAUUUCUCAGCUACAGAAAGGAAAAUACUCAAUAAAGCAUAACCACAACUGACCGUUGGUAACCUAUGAAACAAGUGGUAUUGCCAUGCUUGAUGUGCCAUGGGGUGAAAGUUGUAUUUAACAGUGUUUUGUAUUCCUUAUAAAUUUACAGCAGUAUCUGGUGUGUAUUUGUAGUGCUGUAUGUAAACUUCAUAUGGACAGGCUUCAGAAACCUGAGGAUCAUGUCGACAAACAUUUUACCUCUAAAUUAGGUCCAGUGCCUAAAAUAGGAAGUAUGCUCUUCAAGUAUAAUGGCUCAGAACUUCUCAUCUUUAUAAAAUGAAAAAAUAAAGAUUAAAAAAAAAAAAAUUAUUUUUUUUCCCAUUGGUGACCAGUUGGUGUGAUAAAAAUGAUAACUGUAAUAACCAGCAACUCACUUUGUUUUCAGUGAACAUGUCACGCUUCUCUUGUGGAUGUAAAUUUAGCCUGUUCAGCUGUUGCUUUUGAAUAGAUGGUAACAUGAAUAAGCAUUCUUUUAUCCAAAG
This is a messenger RNA of Nestor notabilis (Kea), 1307 nucleotides long. RefSeq names its product breast cancer metastasis-suppressor 1-like (gene BRMS1L). NCBI's taxonomy places the organism in Eukaryota, Metazoa, Chordata, Aves, Psittaciformes, Psittacidae. The transcript is spliced from 9 exons. Gene Ontology annotation, biological process: negative regulation of transcription by RNA polymerase II. Bases 2 to 835 code for a protein of 277 amino acids. Gene Ontology annotation, molecular function: histone deacetylase binding. Gene Ontology annotation, cellular component: Sin3-type complex. The record is from RefSeq and is a predicted model, not a curated record.